CAUAAUAUUUGAGAAUCAUGGCACCACCAGCUUCCGGGCGCAAGUCCAAGAAUGUUAGCAAGGGUAAAAAUGAUGCGAAAACUUUGAAAAGGAAAAGAGAUAUAGAAGAUCAUGAAAAGCUUCAGAAAUCAGUGGAUGAGCUUGAUGCGAAAGCAGAAAUCAAAAACUUCUCUGAACUUCCCCUGUCUGAACCUACAUCAUCUGGACUCGAAGCAUCUCAUUUCAAAACUUUGACGGACGUUCAAUCGAAAGCUGUUCCUCUUGCGCUCAAGGGAAAAGAUAUUCUGGGCGCUGCGAAAACUGGUAGUGGAAAGACUCUUGCAUUUUUAGUACCGGUAUUGGAGAACCUUUACAGACAGAAAUGGACAGAACUAGAUGGCCUCGGUGCUCUCAUUAUAUCUCCAACUCGUGAAUUGGCCAUACAAAUCUUCGAGGUUUUGCGAAAAAUCGGACGAUACCACACCUUCUCGGCAGGAUUGAUCAUUGGAGGUCGGAGUCUGCAAGAGGAGAGGGACCGUUUAGGGAGGAUGAAUAUACUUGUGUGUACACCUGGGCGCAUGCUACAACAUAUGGACCAAACGGCUGCAUUCGAUGUUGAUAAUCUACAAAUGUUGGUCCUAGAUGAGGCGGAUCGAAUCAUGGAUAUGGGAUUUCAAACAUCUGUUGACGCUAUACUGGAACAUUUACCGAAACAACGGCAGACGAUGCUAUUUAGUGCCACACAAACGAAGAAAGUCUCAGAUCUAGCAAGAUUGAGUUUGAAGGAACCCGAAUAUGUCGCAGUACAUGAAGCAGCAUCCUCAGCCACCCCCACUACAUUACAACAACAUUACUGCGUGGCUAAAAUAAUAGUAUUUAUGUCUUCAGGCAAGCAAGUGCGUUUUGUCUACGAAAGUCUAAGACAUUUACAACCUGGUAUUCCAUUGCUUCAUCUCCACGGUAGGCAAAAGCAAACCGCAAGGCUUGACAUAACUUCAAAGUUCUCUUCAUCGAAAAACUCAUGUAUAUUUGCGACAGAUGUUGUUGCAAGAGGUCUUGACUUUCCUGCCGUCGAUUGGGUGAUUCAAUUAGAUUGCCCCGAGGAUGCUGAUACCUAUAUUCACAGAGUUGGUCGAACUGCACGUUAUGGAAAAGUAGGCCGGGCAGUCAUCUUUCUGGAUCCAUCUGAGGAAGACGGCAUGCUGAAACGAUUGGAACAUAAGAAAGUGCCGAUACAAAAGAUUAAUAUUCGACCGAACAAGACGCAAGACAUCAAAAAUCAAUUACAGAAUAUGUGUUUCCAGGACCCUGAGUUGAAAUACCUAGGUCAGAAAGCAUUUGUCAGUUAUGCCAAAUCCAUCUUCUUACAAAAAGACAAGGAGAUUUUCAACAUCAAUCAGGUUGAUUUGGAGGGCUUUGCUUCGAGUAUGGGUCUUCCCGGUGCGCCAAAGAUUAAAUUUCAGAAAGGAAACGAUGCAAAGAAUGUCAAAAAUGCUCCAAGAGGUGCUAUUGAGUCUAGCGAUGACGACAGCGAAACCGAGAAGAAACCUAAAAAGAAAGAAGAAGUCCGAACGAAAUACGAUAGAAUGUUUGAGCGUCGUAACCAGGAUGUUUUGUCUGGUCAUUACUCCAAGAUGAUCGCAGAUGAUACCCCUGUGAAGGAUGUAGAUGGUACCGCGGACGCUGAUGAGGAUAAUGACUUCUUGUCAGUCAAGAGAGUAAUACCUGUGGGUAAUAACGAUAGUUCCGACGACGAUGAUGAUGAUGAUGUUGCUGCGACUGUGCCACUAGGAAAGGUUAUCGAGGGUAUUAGCAAGGAUCCUAUUGUGAUAGACUCGAAACGAAAAGAGAAACUUCUGAAAUCUAAGAAGAAGCUUCUUAAGCUCAAAGAUAGAGGAACCAAAUUGGUAUUCGAUGAAGAAGGUAAUCCUCAUCAAGUAUACGAAUUGGAAGAUGAAGAAGAUUUCCGCGCAAGAGGUCCAGCUGAGGAGCAACGAGCUAAGUUCUUGGAAGAAGAAGCCGAAAGAGUUCGUCAAGCAGAUCUUCUUGAUAAACAAACUGCAAAGGACAAGAAGCGAGAAAAGCGUGAGAAACGUAAAGCGAGAGAAGCCGCAUUGGAGGAUGACGAUGAGGCACCUGAAUUGGUUGGUGCUGGAGAUGAUGAAGAUCCUAUGGCUCUUCUUAGAUCUUUGCCUCUACCGGAAGACGAAGAGGAUGAAGAUAGUACGGCAAGACCUGCAAAGAGACCUAAGAAAUGGUUUGAGGAUGAUUCAGAUGAUGAGAGAAAGGUUGCUAAGAGAAAGAGUCGUGUUAUUGAAGCUGCCGAUGAACCUGAGACACUGGAAGAUUUGGAGGCUUUGGCUGCUGGUCUUCUUAACUAA
Messenger RNA from Botrytis sinoallii, 2360 nucleotides. RefSeq lists its product as uncharacterized. NCBI's taxonomy places the organism in Eukaryota, Fungi, Ascomycota, Leotiomycetes, Helotiales, Sclerotiniaceae. Gene Ontology annotation, biological process: rRNA processing. The transcript is spliced from 3 exons. Gene Ontology annotation, molecular function: RNA helicase activity; ATP binding; nucleic acid binding. Bases 18 to 2360 code for a protein of 780 amino acids. Gene Ontology annotation, cellular component: nucleus. The record is from RefSeq and is a predicted model, not a curated record.